CGCUAGGGGGAGCUCCUCAGUUGAUUUGACCGCUGCCGGAUGUUGUGAGAGAACGGGGACGCUGCACCGACGCGAUGUCACCGUCCAACAUUCACGCCACAGUUUGCGCUGCUUCGAAGUAGCUGUCACUCCAAAAGCAGGUGGGAGCACCGCUCACUGGUUCCAUGGCCGUCGGCUGAUGGGCGGAGCGAUGCGGCACCACUGGCUGCUCCUCGGGGCUUGCGGCUGGGUGCUGCUCAUCCUCAUGUUUGUCAGCAAGUUCAUCAGCUUCAGGGCCAUAGAUGACUAUGGAGAGAGGCUUGGUGGUCAGAGUUGGACGGUGCCAGGAACCAAGCUGGUUAAACCCAACCCUGCGUCUGUUCUAGAAAAGCCAAAGCCAUCUGAUCAGCCGUCAGCUGGACCCACGGCGGCGGCGGACUGGCAGUCAGUUGCAGAGAGACGGGUGGAGUCGCUGUCCGCUGUGUGCAAGAACGGCAGCCUCAGGAAUCUGACCCACGUCUCCAUCAGCAAGUUCGUCCUGGACCGCAUCUUCGUGUGCGACAAGCAGAAGAUCUUGUUCUGCCAGACGCCUAAAGUGGGCAACACACAGUGGAAGAAGGUCCUCAUUGUGCUCAAUGGAGGCUCCCCCUCGGUGGAGGAGAUCCCAGAAAACCUCGUUCAUGACCAUGAGAAGAAUGGCCUGCCCCGACUCUCAUCUCUGAAGCCGCAGGAAAUCACUCACAGAUUAAGCACCUACUUUAAGUUUCUCAUCGUGAGGGAUCCGUUUGAGCGCCUCAUUUCUGCCUUCAAGGACAAGUUUGUGAAGAACCCUCGCUUUGAGCCUUGGUACAAGCACGACAUCGCUCCAGCCAUCAUCCGUAAGUACAGAAAGAGCCACCGUGACAGUGACCAAGCCGCCUCUGGCCUUCACUUUGAGGACUUUGUGCGUUACUUGGGCGACGUGGAAGGCCGCCAGCGCAUGGACCGGCAGUUUGGCGAGCACAUUAUUCACUGGGUGACUUACGCGGACUUGUGCGCGCCUUGUGAAAUACACUACAGCGUGGUGGGUCACCAUGAGACGCUGGAGGAGGACGCCCCGUACAUCCUCAGAGCGGCCGGCAUCGACCAGCUUGUGUCCUACCCGGCCAUUCCUCCAGGCAUCACCCGCUACAACAGGACCAAGGUGGAGCAGUACUUCUCAGGCAUCAGCAAGCGGGACAUCAGACGUCUUUACGCACGCUACCAGGGUGACUUCCACCUCUUUGGUUACCCCAGUCCAGACUUUUUACUGAACUAAAAUCAUUAACACUGAAUAAAAUACAUGUUUUCACAUAAUCUCAAAGAGGUGUAUCGUAGCGGACUGUGUGCCUCAGCACGGGCAGAUUGAGAGGCAGGGAUGCACAUGAUUGCACACUGUUAUGUCUUUGUUCUUAUUUUAGCAACUGUCGUUAAAAGUACUGACGAAGUGUUGCCCUUUUGGCCUCAAAUUGCUGUUCCUAUAUUUAAAAAGUGUUUUUUAAUGGCGAGAGAAGCCGUCACUGAUACGCAGAUUUAGUUCUGCUAAAGGUCGCAGAAUGUUUGAUUUUUGUUUCGGAAAAGGAUUUCCCAUCUUUUAUUUAACGCUAAUGACUGAAUAAUCCUCGUAUUUCAAAGACAUGUACUCGGUAAUACCAGGGAUACAGGCCCGUCGCCCUGUAAUGUAGCUAUUUAACUGCACUGUUACGAUUCUGUCCAUGCACUUCAGGUUUUUGACAUGUUGAGUCUUAAUUGUUCUUGCUAUCAAAGAUGAAGGCAAAGGCGGCCUUGUGUCAGAUGUUACAGGAUCUGGACAGGCCGAGUGAUUGACAAGAAAAUAACACUAUUUGAUGUUAUGUUGCUCUUUUUAAAUAGAUUUGAUUUUGUAUCUAAAAUCAGUUUUCAUUAUGAACAUUAACUGUUAACUUUUGCUCCAUGAAAUGAAUAUUGAGGGGAAUUUGAGUAUUUUUGACCUUGGGCAUCAUUUCUACAGAUUUUGGGGUUUUUAAAGACGAAAGGUUCAAAACGUUUUGGAGUAGCUGGAGGAAAUGACUUAAAUCUGAAGCCAUGCUGUAAUGGCGGAAACAUAAUCUGGGCCAACUCAAAGUGCGUCCACUGUGAGAGCCUAAAGAAAGGAUCCCUAUAGAGAAAUAUUGUUUUUGUCUCAAGCUAAAAUACUUUAAUCUGACCAGGAAUCAUUCUAAAGGCCCUGACACACCAAGGAGAUCGUUGACCAUUGGUCCUUGUUGGACCAUAAAUAAGAGCUUUUAGGGGAUAUUUUCCCUUUCAAAUGACGCCUGUAGACCCAAAUAUGUGUACAAACAUGGCCCAGGUUUUAAAUACUUGAAGUCUUCUCUAAAUACCAUGUAAUAGCAUCAAAAUGGUUUUAAAAGAAAUGACUAUCACACUGAAAUGACGAUCGGGGUCGUGCCCUGAUCUGCACUGUAGCCGUUGUUCUGCCUUUAUGAAAGCUGAAAAGGUCAAUAAUGUGUUUGACUCUGCAGUGUUUCCCCUAGGUUUACAGCGUUGGGGGGGGGGGGGGGGGGACAAGACGACACGACGACUUGAAGGAAUCAUAAAUGUGUUACUUUUAAUGACAGAUGUCCUUUUCUCUUGGAAAGGUAUCCUUAAAUGACUUCUUUCCCUGAUUUCCGACUCUAACCGUUAUCCUAUCUCUUUUUUUUUCUUUCUUGACCUUCAGGGGGGGCGGGGGCGGGCCGCCCCCCCAAUAUAAUGUUAGGGGAAACACUGCUCUGUAUUUACUCAGCUGUUGUCUGGAUGGAGACUGGCACUGGAUUUUAAAGGAUCAUUUUUCUAUCAGGACCGUCGUGUGUAAAUGUUCUUAACAUGACUUGCAACUCAACAUUUGUAUCACAUGUUGCUAUUUAUAUAAUAUUAUUAACCUGCUGCUUAACGGUGGCACAAAGAGGGUCUGAAGUAUAGAUGGAACUGCGUCCCUACUACCACCUAGUUACCUUCUGGACAGGUGGCUCUAAUAUGAGAGGACUACACUAGUUAGUAAUAAAGUGACAUGGAAAAUUAAA
Molecule: messenger RNA, 3038 nt
Organism: Labrus mixtus (cuckoo wrasse)
Lineage: Eukaryota; Metazoa; Chordata; Actinopteri; Labriformes; Labridae
Gene: chst10
Product: carbohydrate sulfotransferase 10
Exons: 6
Coding region: 179-1276 (365 amino acids)
Biological process (GO): proteoglycan biosynthetic process; carbohydrate biosynthetic process
Cellular component (GO): membrane
Molecular function (GO): sulfotransferase activity
Source: RefSeq, a predicted model, not a curated record